GGCAGGGGGCGGGGCCCGGGGACGCCGAGGUCGGCGCGAUGAGACAGCCGGCGGUGCAGCUGGUAUGGCUGAAUCGGAUGCCGUACGCCGAGCUACUGGCGCUGCAGGAGCGCUGGCUGCGGCGGCUGCAGGCCAAACCAGGCACCGCGGCCCUAUCCGGAACAGAGGCGGGCGCGCUCCUGCUCUGCGAGCCUGCGGGGCCUGUGUACACGGCCGGGCUGCGCGGCGGCCUGACGCCCGAGGCGGCGGCGCGGCUGCGGGCCUUAGGCGCCGAGGUGCGGUCCACAGGCCGCGGUGGCCUAGCUACCUUCCACGGCCCGGGCCAGCUGCUCUGCCACCCGGUGCUCGACCUGCGGCGCCUGGGCCUGCGCCUGCGCACCUACGUGGCGGCGCUGGAGGCGUGUGCGGUGCGCCUCUGCGAGCUCCAGGGCUUGCACGGCACCCGCGCGCGACCCUCGCCCUACACCGGCGUCUGGCUCGGGGAGCGUAAGAUCUGCGCGAUCGGAGUCCGCUGUGGAAGGCACAUCACGUCCCACGGUCUGGCUCUGAACUGUUCUACGGACCUCACGUGGUUUGAGUACAUUGUGCCCUGUGGGCUGGUGGGAACAGGCGUCACUUCCCUGAGUAAGGAGCUCCAAAGGCACAUAACUGUGGAUGAAAUAAUACCACCUUUCCUUGAGGCCUUUAAGGAGACCUACAAGUGCACCUUUAUCUCAGAGGACAGCGCCAACUGAAGGACGUUCGCGUUAUCACAGCCGGGAGGUCCUGCCUUGGAAAGCACCAAGCCUGCAUUGCAGUCACUUGAAACCCAGAUUAGUUUAGACCUGACCCUAUCAUUCGCUCACCGUGAGACCUUGAACAGAUCAUAAGGUCUGAGCCAUUGUUUCCAUAUGUAUCCUGGUUUAUUUAUCUUCCCCACCUACCUCAAAUAUAGAAGAUGUGAAAACAUUAUGAAAAGUAUCACAUGCUGUAUAAAUAUAAGGCAUUAACAUUACUAUUGACACCAUUUUUUCAGCUUAGACAAACUCAUAGUGUAAUUUCUCAAGUAUUUAUUCCCACCUCAAUACUGUAGUUAAUUGGGUGACCCUGGUCUCCAGUUCCUUUGAUUUUGUAGGAAUCAUAUCUCUGGAUGGCCCAGGUGAAAGUGAGGUGAUUGUGGUGCUUUUUCAUUCUCAAGAGACCUGGGAGCUUUCUGCAAUAAAGGGAGAAAGGAAAGAACUCCUCAAAGAAUAAAAUGGGAUCCUGUCUUCCUGGGUUGGAUUCCCCAAGCCUGACAGCUAUUUUUAGUUAGGUAACUGAAGGUAGGCCAGAGGCUGGGGGAAAGAUAAGAAUAAUUUUUCACACUGUAUAAACACCAAAGAGAGAAGUAAAUUUUUCUUAAACGAGGUCUUUAAGUUUAUAAGGCUGUGUAUUAUCUAUUGCUAUGUAUGUAACAAAUCACCCCAAAAUGUAAUGAC
Manis pentadactyla (Chinese pangolin) is the source of this 1457-nucleotide messenger RNA. It is a transcript of the gene LIPT2, whose product is annotated as lipoyl(octanoyl) transferase 2. NCBI's taxonomy places the organism in Eukaryota, Metazoa, Chordata, Mammalia, Pholidota, Manidae. The transcript is spliced from 2 exons. Gene Ontology annotation, biological process: protein lipoylation. The record is from RefSeq and is a predicted model, not a curated record. The coding region runs from base 39 to 734 and encodes 231 amino acids. Gene Ontology annotation, cellular component: mitochondrion. Gene Ontology annotation, molecular function: lipoyl(octanoyl) transferase activity.